AUGCACCUCAGACCCCAGCCAACCCAGGAGGUCCUUAAACACUUUGUCAAAGUCUACAUAACAAAGAUUCACCUUCAACCUCUGCCGCUCUUCACUCUAGACAAGCUCGAGGAACAACUACUUGACGGCCCUCACUUUCUACUUUGGAGCUUUAUGGCUCUCGGUCUCAUGUUGUCUACCCAUCCUUUCUACGACGGUCAAAGAACCGUUGCAAGAGACUUCUACACUCGAAAAGCGGAGGAGGCCGUGAACAUCUUGUCUUAUGAGGGAGAUAUAUCGCCGGAAGUCACGCAGUCCCUUUGCCUCAUCGCUUUAAAGUAUCUAAACAAUCAACAACUCGCACGAGCCUGGAUGACUACUGGUACUGCUGCGCGACUUCAGGCCUUACGAUUCCUCUCGAUUGACAACACGCCUUCCUCAACAGAUGACUCGGUAUCUCGAGCUCACUGGAGUGUCUUCAUGCUAGAACGCCUUUUUGUUCCUACAACACCAGAUGCGUUUGGGCUCGGAGUUCCCGAAUUUCCUAUUAGUGCUCCAAAGCCCCUUGUACCUAAAUCAACACCCAGACCAGAACGCGCACAGUUAGAAAAGACGCAACCCAGAACCAUACUGAGCAGUGACCCCGGUAUCAUUGGCGUUCACAUACGUCUUGUCUCGAUCUGGGGAAAGCUUCGAUUGUACUUGCACGGCCUACGGCGAGGUGUCACUGAAAAGCCUUGGUCACCAGACUCAAUGCACACAAAACUUAACAUCCAGAUGAUAGAGCACGAAGCUCUAAUUGAUUCAAGCUAUUUCCUCUCCAAGGCUCUUCUGCCCAGCCGAACUAGAGCUGAAAUAUCUUCACAUCGCGAAUACUGGGAUCCAUUCAUGGCUAGCCAAAUAAUCUGGCAUGCCAUCCACGCUGUGUUAAACCACCCGUUCGUCCACUUGUUCUUACUCAGAUCCUCCAGGGAUGUUCCCCCAUCGUGUCUGUUCCUCCAGCAAAGGAUUGAUAUGGCGCUAUUUCACACGGGAUCCUUGUUUCGGAUUCUUCAGUCGUUUAUGGAUUUGAUGGAUAUAGUCGAUCCGAUGGUGGCCGACUUUGUAGCUGCUGCGAUGACAGUGUCGUGGUUCUUUCAGUUUUCUGCUGAUCCAAAGAUAUCACGACGGGCUCGUGAAGAGUUAGAUAAAUGCGGCGCGUUUCUCAGCCGUGUCGCUGGAACUUGGCCUCACGUCAACCAAAAGCUCGAGACGCUGAGGAACCUGGAAGCACUGGCCGACGAAAACCGCCGACAGCACUCAGAUGACGGUACAAACAUCAGCUUCAAAUCCGCAUGGCUUUGGGAUUUGUUGUGUCCCAAGAUUCAGUCCACUCAGAUUGGUUCUUCACAUUCAGGGUCAGGGACUGGGAAAUAUCCAGAUUCUGAGAUGUAUCUCAAAAACCAUUUUGUCAUGCCUUUGCACGACAACCAUGAGUCUAGUCAGACAAGAGAGGCAGUGGCAUCUGGUCAAGACGUUAUGGAUUCGUUGUUCACUAUGCCUGGGGACCUGGAUUUGUUUAAUAUCGAGUUACUGUCGCAUGACCUUUUCGAAAAUGGACUAUGGGAUCAAGGCUACUGA
Messenger RNA from Fusarium musae, 1599 nucleotides. RefSeq lists its product as uncharacterized. Lineage: Eukaryota; Fungi; Ascomycota; Sordariomycetes; Hypocreales; Nectriaceae. Gene Ontology annotation, cellular component: nucleus. The coding region runs from base 1 to 1599 and encodes 532 amino acids. The transcript has 3 exons. The record is from RefSeq and is a predicted model, not a curated record.